UGUUGCUAUAGUAACCUGUUAAUCCCCCCACCGCACACACGCACCAAUUCCCACGCGUGCCCGCGCGGGGAAGCAUCAAGUAACCCCGACGCGAGCGCGCACGCACAGUUGCGAGGCUCCACGUCGUGUGCUUGUCGCUAUAGAAGGGCUAAACCGCUAUCGCGAGCCCUGCCCCAUUCAAACACACACGCACGCACACACACAUAGAGGCAGGUGUGUGGCCAGAAGCACCUCGGACUAACUGCAUGAAUUCGGAAUUAUUUGAAGUGCAGCCGUCAUGCUGUGGACAGCGAGUCAAGUCUGUAGGAGAUUCUCCACCUCGUCCACUUAUAACCAGAACAAGCUAAAACUGGCCAUAAUUGGCCAGAGCUUGUUUGGCCAGGAGGUUUACAGCAACCUAAGAAAGAGCGGUCACAAGGUGGUGGGUGUGUUCACGGUCCCUGACAAGGAUGGCAAGGCUGACCCCUUGGGCAGGCCUUUAUCCUGCGUUAGACGUCUCCACUGUCUGUGGGGUGAGGUAUGGCCCAGGGAUGCAGCUGCAGCCAUGUCAGCAGAGAAAGACGGCACACCGGUGUUCAAGUUCCCGCGGUGGCGGGUCAAGGGGAAGCCCGUCCCUGAGGUGGUCGAGACCUACAAAUCGGUGGGCGCCGAGCUCAACGUCAUGCCUUUCUGCUCCCAGUUCAUCCCCAUGAACAUCAUUGAGCACCCCAAGCACGGCUCCAUCAUUUACCACCCCUCCAUCCUGCCCCUGCACAGAGGGGCCUCAGCCAUCAACUGGACUCUGAUCCACGGUGAUAAAAAGGCUGGGUUUACAGUGUUCUGGGCUGACGAUGGGCUGGACACUGGACCGAUCCUACUGCAGAGGGAGUGUGCCGUGGAACCUAACGAUACGGUGGACACGCUCUACAAUCGCUUCCUCUUCCCAGAGGGCAUCAAGGCCAUGGUGGAGUCAGUGCAGCUCAUCGCUGACGGAAAGGCCCCUCGAAUUGCCCAGUCAGAGGAAGGAGCCAGCUAUGAAGGCAUCCAGAAAAAGUCCAAUGCCAAGAUUGACUUGGCCCAGUCGGCUGAGGCCAUACACAACUGGAUCCGCGGCCAUGACAAAGUCCCCGGUGCCUGGACUGUUAUUAACGGUCAGGCUGUGACCCUCUACAGCUCGUCUCUGUUCGGGGGGUCCGUGCCGGCUGGUCAGCCCCUGGAGAUCGAAGGCGCGUCCCGAACUGCCCUGGUCACCAAGAGCGGACUCGUCCUCUAUGGCACUGAUGGGAAAGCUCUCCUGGUGAAGAACCUGCAAUUUGAAGAUGGGAAGAUGAUUCCAGCUUCCAAAUACUUCUCCUCCGGAGAAAGCUCCAGCGUGGAACUGACGGAUGAUGAGAAGAAGAUGGCUGAGGAGAUCAGGAACAUAUGGAAGGGUAUCCUCAGCAACGUCCCUGUUAUUGAGGACACAACAGACUUCUUCAAGUCUGGAGCUGCCUCCAUGGACGUGGUCAGGCUGGUGGAGGAAAUAAAACAGAGGUGUGCAGGUGUGCAUCUGCAGAAUGAGGACGUGUACAUGGCCACCGCCUUUCAGGACUUCAUCCAGAUGUUUGUCCAGAGGCUGAGGGGGGAGGAUCAGGAGGAGGAGCUGACUGUCAGCUAUGCAACCAAGGAAGUGAACAACAUGACGGUGAAGAUGCCGCACCAGUGUUUUAUCAAUGGCAAGUUUGAGGAUGCAGACAAUGGCAAAACCUACGCCACCAUCAACCCAACGGAUGGAUCAGUGAUCUGUAACGUUUCCUACGCCUCGGUGGGGGACGUGGACCGGGCUGUGGCAGCCGCCAAGGAGGCGUUCGACAACGGCCCCUGGGGCAGAAUGAACCCCAGAGACAGGGGCAGUUUGCUUUAUAAACUUGCAGAUCUGAUGGAGGAACACCAGGAGGAGCUGGCCACCAUUGAGUCCAUGGACUCAGGUGCUGUGUACACGCUGGCGCUCAAGACCCACGUGGGCAUGUCCAUCCAGACCUUCCGUUACUUCGCCGGCUGGUGUGACAAGAUUCAGGGCAAGACCAUCCCCAUCAACCAGGCCAGACCCAACCGCAACCUGACCUUCACGAAGAAGGAACCUCUGGGUGUUUGCGCCAUCGUCAUCCCGUGGAACUACCCACUCAUGAUGCUGGCGUGGAAGAGCGCCGCCUGCCUGGCAGCCGGAAACACGCUGGUGCUGAAGCCCGCACAGGUCACUCCUCUCACGGCACUGAAGUUUGCAGAGCUUUCCGUGAGAGCUGGAAUCCCAAAGGGGGUCAUCAACAUUUUACCCGGGUCAGGUGGCAUGGUGGGGCAGCGUCUCUCCGACCACCCGCACAUUCGCAAGCUGGGCUUCACUGGCUCCACGCCAAUCGGCAAACAGAUCAUGAAGAGCUGCGCCCUCAGUAAUCUGAAGAAGGUCUCCCUGGAGCUAGGAGGGAAGUCGCCCCUCAUCAUCUUCGCUGACUGCGACAUGGACAAGGCCGUCCGCAUGGGCAUGAGCUCGGUUUAUUUCAACAAGGGUGAGAACUGCAUUGCUGCUGGACGUUUGUUCGUGGAGGAAUGCAUACACGAUGAGUUCAUCCGCCGAGUGGUGGAGGAGAUAAAGAAGAUGAACAUCGGAGACCCUCUGGAUCGCUCCACAGACCAUGGCCCGCAGAACCACAAGGCCCACCUCGACAAGCUUCUGGAGUACUGUGGCAUCGGGCUGAAAGAGGGGGCCACGCUGGUGUAUGGAGGCAGACAGGUGGACAGGCCAGGCUAUUUCAUGGAGCCCACUGUGUUCACUGAUGUGGAGGACCACAUGUUCAUCGCCAAAGAGGAGUCCUUCGGCCCUGUCAUGGUGGUGUCAAAAUUCAAAGAUGGCGACGUGGACAGCGUGCUGCAGAGAGCCAAUGACACGGAGUACGGCCUGGCGUCGGGCGUGUUCACCCGCGACAUCAACAAGGCCAUGUACGUGAGCGAGCGGCUGGAGGCAGGGACCGUGUUCGUCAACACCUACAACAAGACGGACGUGGCGUCGCCCUUCGGAGGAUUCAAACAGUCUGGCUUUGGCAAAGACCUCGGAGAGGAUGCUCUCAUGGAAUACCUCAAAACCAAAGCUGUGACCGUGGAGUACUGAGGAGCAUCUGUGACUGCAGUCAGACAUCCAGCUUCUCCGGACGAGCAGUUUUUCAUCCACACCACAGCUUCUUAUCUUCUUUUUGAGGAUUCAGCUACUUAUCUUGACAGCGUUAAACGCAUCAGGGUCCUGAAGUGGAAGCCGCUUUGCAGAACUGGAAUGAUUUCAGUUUUACUUUAAAACACAGCCACAAAAUUCUACCUGAAAUCUAUUAUCAAUUAGAUCAAGACAGUCCAUUUAACAUCAAUGUGAAUCAUCUUAGUUUGCUCUUUGUGCGCUGUAACAGAAAACAAGGAUAUUAUUGGAUAAAGAUGUGCGUACAGGCUCAUGUCCUCAAACAGGACCUAAGUGGCUGGAUAUGAAACUGUGGCAUAUAAAACAAAAAGCAAGUCAGCACAGAAAUAAGACACAUCAGGUUUCUGUUGAAUCUAUAAUUUCCAUUCAAAUUGAAAGCCUCAGCUGAAGGUCCACUAAUAAACUUCCAGGUCCAUUGCUGGAUGAAGGCCUUUUAAGGCUUUACUAUUUUGUUGCACUACUAUUUUCAAGGACAAGCAUUAAAUUCAACACUCACAUAAAACAAACACAAUUUUCAUUGACAUUGAUGUAUUUUAGAUUUGGCAGUUUGUUCACACACAUAAAAAAAACAAAAUUAAUGUACAGUAAUUGAGAGAAAUGGAUGUUUGUGUCAGAGUUUUUUUUUUAACACAGCAAGUGAAAAGUUUUAAUUCAGUAAAUACACAUUUGAACUCCUUCAGCACAGUGUCAUGUAAAGCUGCCAUGAGCCAUUUGAAUUUCUGUUUAUUGUAAAUAUGUUCUCACAAGAGAAGUAAAUAGGUAGCUUCGGAUCUAACACUAUUUUAAACGUGUCAAAAUGAGCCUAUUAACAAGAGCAGGUUUUUAAAGACUAGUUUUAUAUUUGACUCUCAUUGUCAGCCACAGUAAGGGCUACUUGUCUUCGCCAAACUUUUUCCCAUUACGGAGAAUAAAGUUCAGUUGAAUUUUG
Molecule: messenger RNA, 4124 nt
Organism: Betta splendens (Siamese fighting fish)
Lineage: Eukaryota; Metazoa; Chordata; Actinopteri; Anabantiformes; Osphronemidae
Gene: aldh1l2
Product: aldehyde dehydrogenase 1 family, member L2
Exons: 24
Coding region: 278-3121 (947 amino acids)
Biological process (GO): one-carbon metabolic process; biosynthetic process; 10-formyltetrahydrofolate catabolic process
Cellular component (GO): cytoplasm
Molecular function (GO): aldehyde dehydrogenase (NAD+) activity; formyltetrahydrofolate dehydrogenase activity
Source: RefSeq, a predicted model, not a curated record